Molecule: messenger RNA, 1743 nt
Organism: Silurus meridionalis
Lineage: Eukaryota; Metazoa; Chordata; Actinopteri; Siluriformes; Siluridae
Gene: zmynd10
Product: zinc finger, MYND-type containing 10
Exons: 12
Coding region: 119-1474 (451 amino acids)
Biological process (GO): outer dynein arm assembly; inner dynein arm assembly; motile cilium assembly
Cellular component (GO): centriolar satellite; cytoplasm
Source: RefSeq, a predicted model, not a curated record
CAUAGCCGCUAGCUGGCGUAACAGUGGCUUUGUUGCGUAUUAGUGAGUAAAAGUUGAUAUACACACAGUUUAUUCGGUAUCUGCGAUCCCCCUUUACACGAGACAUUAAGCAGCAGUGAUGGACUCUCUGCUUUUGCACGGAGAGGCUGAAUGCUACAUCCAAGCUUUGGAAAGAGUAGCACUGCGAGACAUUGGGAGUCCCAGAUGGUUUCGGCAGCAUGAUUACAUCGAGAAACUCAACAUGCAAGCUAUUCUUCAGGCCAGCGCUAAUCAAGAAGAGUUUAUCAAAGACCUUUUUGUGUCGCAUGGAAAGGUUCCAACACUGGUUUAUGGAAUGAUACUUAUUGAAGUUUGGAAGCAGAAAGUGUUCCCUAUCCUCUGCAAGCUUCAGGACUUUACACCAAAGAGUACCUUUCCACUGUACAUGGUGAUUCACCAUGAAGCUACAAUCAUAAAUCUGUUGGAGACAAUCUUAUACCAUAAAGAAUCAUGUGAGGCAGCAGAUGAUGCUGUAGUGGACCUUACCGAUUAUUGCUUUCGUAAACUGACUCUGCUGGCAGAGUGCAGUGCAAGGAGAGAGAUCCCCACUGAAGAGAGAACCUCACAUGCUGAGGUCUCCAACAUCAACUCUAUACAGGAUUUGCAAAAUCAAAGCACAAUGUUAGAAUUUGAGAUCUCUCUUAAGGCCCUUUCUGUGCUACGCUACAUUACGGAUCAUGUAGAGAGUUUGAGUCUGAGUGUUCUCACAAGGAUGCUGAAUACUUAUAACCUGCCCUGUGUGUUGGUUCAAUUAGUGGAGAAUUCACCCUGGAGCCGUACCUCUGGAGGAAUUAUGCAGAAGUAUGAGUGUGGGAAGUGGAGAGAGAUUCCUGCAGAGGACAGGCUAAAAAUAACCAAACUUGAAGGACAGGUGUGGAUUGCUUUGCUGAAUCUACUGCUUAAACCUGACUGCCAGAAGAAAUAUGAUUUCAACAACGUCAACAAAAACCAGCUCCUAAAGCUGCGUGGCUUUUUGACAGAGGUUGUCAUCGAUCAGCUGCCAAAUCUUGCUGAUCUUCAGCGUUUCCUUUGCCACUUAGCUGUUACAGACCCUGCACCUCCAAAAAAAGACCUUAUCCUUGAACAGCUUCCUGAGAUCUGGAAUGAGAUUGUCGCAGAGAAUUCUGGGAAAUGGAAGGCCAUUGCCAAACACCAAGUAACAACGGUGUUCAACCCAUCUGAGAGUGAGCUGAGAGAACAAGCAAACAUGCUGUCUAAGACUUAUAAUCUUGAUGUGAUGGAGUGUCUCAUCCCAGACCACCCGAAGUGUGGUGCUUGUGGAGCGGUGGGGGCCAAACGCUGCUCACGCUGCCAGGGAGAGUGGUACUGCAACAGAGAAUGUCAGGUGAAGCACUGGCCCAAGCACAAACCUGCAUGCCAAAUGAUUGCCGAAGCUACAGAGAAACUACAGGAAAACCUGAACAUCAAGAACUAAUGCUGAACCCCUCUGCUUACUGAUUAUUAAGAGUCUGAGACUUUAUUUGCAGUCUCCAGAGAUCUGUGGAACACAAGGACUAUAAAUCUAAUCUAAUCUAAUCUAAUCUAAUCUAAAUACUAUUGCAUGAAUGACCUAGAACUUGGGGUGUUAUGGUUUUGAUGGGAAUUUAUUAACAGUGUCUUGGAGCCUGUGUGUGACUGCAUGCACUGCAAGAAUUUGACUUUUCUAAGAUAAUGCUUAUGAACAUUAAAGGGAAUUUUAUAUAU